AUGAAGAUUCCAGUCCUCUUCGUGAUGACCACCUUUCUCGCGAUCUCUAUCUCCGAACUCAAUCGCAAACUCAUGCCAGUUGAAGUAGAUUGUAAUGAUAUAGUAAUACCAGUUGAAUAUUACUCUCAAACAGUGUUUUUCGAUAUGGACGUGCACAGUCAACCCGAAAUAAAAACAUGCAUCUUAAAGAACAGCCUUUCUAAUCUCUCGCGGAUCAUAAUAAGCGUGUACGCUACAAAGAUAGACAUUAGAGUCAACGUCACCAGAAACUUUAUAAAAACCAGUGAUAACCCCAAUGUUAUAGUCAUGACAAAAUAUUUGACACCGACGAUGAUCGACUCCUCAAUUUGGAAGUUCUUUUUUAGAUCCAGGUGGUCUGUAUUGUUCAUUGUGAUCACUGGAGACAAGUUUAAAUGCGAGAAUGGCACAAUGGACACGAGGAACUUGUCAUUGCUAGAAAGAAUGAUGAAUGUUCUGUGGCACAGGUUUCAAAUCAUGCGAGUUGCUAUACUAUUUCCCUUUGCAUGCGAACAAAAAGUUCUUCUCUAUCACGGAAAGCGUCCAUCGUCUAAAGGUUUAUAUGAUAGAUCGGUUAAAUUAUACAAUAAUUCCAACUACCAUAACACGUAUUUGGCUAUAAAGCAAAGCGGUGAAAAAUUGGCUGAUGACUAUCCUAUGCGGGGAAGUAUAUUUUAUAGAUAUCCUACAUCUAUUAAAGACUGCAAGAAUAUGCGCUACUAUGACUCGUGUUACAAUUUAAAGUUGACUGGUGGGUAUUGCGGUGUAGAUGGAAUGGUGAUGCACGACAUCCUCUCACAUUUAAAGUUUAAUCUGACCAUGCCGGAAAAUGAAAACUGCGACAACUACGGAACUGUGGGCUCUGACGGGCAUGGUGUUGGUGGCAAUAGCUUGCAUCCUAUGGGCCACUGCGCUGGUAAACAAAACGUUGACCGGUUCAGAGAUGGAGACAUUCUGGAGAUAUUUGUACACCAGCGUAUUGUCAACUAUGACUGGUUAUUCGCAGAUGAAUACAAAAUCUUUUCUGAUGAUAAGAAGCGCGUGUCUAAUGGGAUCAAUUCUGAUAUUAGCUCUAUAUCAAGUACACUAAUGCAUCGUCGAGAUUUAGUCACUAUAGACAGAAAAUCAGACGCCUUCAUGCAGAUUAUGCAGAACUACACAGACAGAUUUGGUACGCCUAUGAUCGACAUAGUGGACGAAUGUUUCUACACGUAUUAUUUGUCAUACGUUGCGCGGUCAGACUUUCCAUUCUUCGAAGACGUCCAAUAUUUCACGGAGCGUCUACAAGAAGCUGGCCUUCCGACAAUGUACUACAAGUGGACCCAGCAGAUGCUGGACAUCCCUAGAUUGGUUACAGACGACAACCGCAGCCUGCCACGACCUUUGUUCAAAAUAAGGUUGAGGGACCAAUGCGUUGCUUUUACGAUUCUAUUCAUUGGGUCCUUAUGUUCACUCGCAAUUUUCGCAGCUGAAAUAUGGAAAGGGAAACGUCAAAAUGAGGAAUCGCGAGUAGUGAAGAUAAAUCUUAAGUAG
Molecule: messenger RNA, 1551 nt
Organism: Spodoptera littoralis (African cotton leafworm)
Lineage: Eukaryota; Metazoa; Arthropoda; Insecta; Lepidoptera; Noctuidae
Source: the annotation of a GenBank genome assembly